Molecule: messenger RNA, 2598 nt
Organism: Populus euphratica (Euphrates poplar)
Lineage: Eukaryota; Viridiplantae; Streptophyta; Magnoliopsida; Malpighiales; Salicaceae
Product: ARM repeat superfamily protein
Exons: 2
Coding region: 397-2097 (566 amino acids)
Molecular function (GO): protein binding
Source: RefSeq, a predicted model, not a curated record
UGACUUUUAUUUUAUUUUUUCGCAUAAAUUGGGGAAGACUUUCUGCCAUUUCUACAUAAACUAUGGUAGUAAUUAUCCUUUGCAAUUUUCCUGACUAAUGGCAGGGUGGGACUGUAUGGAAUAGAUAGGUGCAUGUUAUUCUUAUUUUAUUCGUCGGAAAAGGAAGUAGAAGAAAGCAAAGGCUAAUUUAAUAAUUAGUAGCAGAAAAGGACGAUGUGGUGUGAAGGUCCCGAAGAGAUGGCCUGAAAGCUGACCGGUAGAGGUCGACUCCAGCCUACCUGUCAGACCACCACCACCUCCUCUAUUUCUCGUUUCCUUUCUCUCAAAGCAAACCCACUCUCUCUUGUCCUGUGUUCUCAACAUUAUUUGACACGGGCCAACCCAGACCCAGGCCAAAUGCAUCCCACCACCACCAACGAACCACCGCAAACACUCCUAGACCUAAUAACAGACGUCCUCUCCCUCCUCCUCCUCUCCUCCAUCACCGUCCAAUCCUUCAUCGGACGGUGGCAAGUUCUUCGAACAAAACUCACCUCUCUCCAGUCCUCUCUUUCUUCUCUCUCCGAAUCCCCUCUUUGGUCCCAAAACCCUCUUCUUCACACUCUCCUGCCUUCUCUCCUCUCCACUCUCCAACGCCUCCUCUCCCUCUCCCGCCAAUGCUCCUCUACCAGCUCCUUCCCUGGCGGCAAGCUCCUCUUCCAAAGCGACCUUGACAUCGCCUCCUCUUCCCUCUCCAAUCACAUCCACGACCUUGAUUUACUUCUCAGAUCCGGAGUGCUUCACCACUCUAAUGCUAUUAUUCUGUCUCAGCCAGGUCCCGGUUCCGACAAAGAGGACUUGGUUUUUUUUAUCCACGAUCUUUUCACCAGAUUACAAGUCGGUGGCGUGGAGUUUAAGAGGAAAGCGUUGGAGUCACUCCUUCAGAUUCUGAACACAGACAAAAAAUCAGCCAGUUUAGUUGCUAAGGAAGGAAAUGUUGGGUAUUUGACCGGUUUGCUCGAUUUUAACGAUCAGCCGUUGAUUCGAGAACAAGCUGUUUCGGCCGUGUCAAUACUGGCUGCGUCCAACGAUGAAUCAAGAAAGAUUAUAUUCGAGGAGGGUGGAUUGGGACAUUUGUUGAGGGUUCUUGAAACAGGGUCAAUGCCUUUAAAAGAAAAGGCUGCCAUUGCGAUUGAAGCAAUCACCGGCGAUCCUGACAAUGGGUGGGCUAUUUCGGCAUAUGGUGGUGUUUCAGUGCUGAUUGAAGCUUGCCGUUGUGGAUCACAAGUGACACAAACACACGCAGCGGGUGCCAUUCGAAAUGUUGCAGGAGUAGAGGACAUCAAGAUGGCUUUAGCAGAGGAAGGUGUUGUUCCGGUCAUUAUUCAUUUGAUUGUUUCAGGUUCAAGUGCUGCACAAGAAAAGGCGGCUAAUACCAUAGCAAUACUAGCCUCUUCCGGGGGGUAUUUUCGCGAUUUGAUAAUACAAGAGAAGGGGUUGCAGAGAUUAAUGCAUUUGAUUCAAGAUUUGUCAAGUUCAGAUACAAUAGAACAUGUUCUACGUGCAUUUAGCUCUCUCUCGGUCUCAGAUUCCACAGUUCAGGUUCUUUCAUCAUCAACUGCUCUAAUCAUCCAUCUCGGCGAGUUUAUAAAACAUGGAAACAUGACUUUGCAGCAAAUUUCAGCAUCUUUACUAGCUAAUUUAUCCAUUAGUGAUCGCAACAAGCGGGCUGUAGCUAGCUGCAUGGGUUCAUUGGUAAAGCUGAUGGAGUCACCGAAGCCCGUGGGUCUACAAGAGGCAGGAGCGCUUGCGUUGGUGUCAUUGUUGACAGCCCGAUCGAACAAGAAAGAAUUGGUGAGGGAUGAAAAGAGUUUGAUGAAGCUGGUGCAGAUGUUGGAUCCAAAGUAUGAGCUUAUUAACAAGAAGUUUCCGUUGAUGCUCGUGAAUGCAUUAUUGAGUGGACGGAGCGGUGGGUGUAGGAAGAGGCUGUUGGAUGCCGGAGCUUGCCAGCAUCUACAGAAGCUGGCGGAGAUGGAGGUUUCCGGUGCUAAGAAAGCAUUGCAGAGACUUUCUGGGAUUAGUCUCAAGAGCAUGUUCUCUAGGACUUGGAGGGAAUAAACACAAAAGUAACUAACCUUCCCCGCCAAACAAAAAGGAGUCUUUGUAACUGUUCAAGGAGAAAAUCACUUCGGUGGACGGACAAGCAUUAGACCCCCACGCACAUGGUAAACCCCAGCCUUUAUUUAUUUAUUUUCACUUUAUACACAAUUCUUAUGACCCUCCAUCUAUAAAAUAUUUAUAAGCGUUAUUUACAGAAAUAUACAAUAAUAGUAUUGUUUGACAAAAGCAUAGGUGGAUGCGGUUUUUACGGAGUAUCCUCCAUUGCUUCUUUUUGUUUUUAGGGUGUGUUUGUUUACAGUGAAAAAACAUGUGUUACAUGUUUUAUGUGAGCAAACACUCCCUUAAUCUUAUUAAUUGAUCUACUCAUGUAAUAUUUUUUUUAUAAUGCUUGUGUGUUUUUAUCUCCGUUGCCUGUAUUUUGCACAGAAAGUGUACAAUGUGUUGUUUGUUGUGCUAUUUACCAAAAUAUAUAGAAAUCUCUUCGAUUUUCCCUUUGUU